ACUCAAAACAACCCACUCCCAGCAACCCAAGCUAGAUCUCUCCAAGAUCUCUACUAUAUAGUCUGAUUUGGAGAGAUGUACGAAUAUAAAUACCUCUUCAAGAUCCUUGUCGUUGGCGACUCUGGUGUGGGCAAGUCCUGCCUCCUGAGGCGCUUCGCCGACGGACGUUUCUCCGGCCAACACCAGUCCACCGUGGGCAUUGACUUCAAGGUCUGUACCGUGGAGCUGGGCGGGAAUGUGGUGAAGUUGCAGAUCUGGGACACGGCCGGCGAGGAGCGUUUCCAUUCCCUAUUGCCGGCUUACUACCGUGGUGCCCAUGGCAUCCUGCUGGUCUACGACACCACAUCGUUGAUCAGCCUCCGUAACCUGGACAGCUGGCUGCAGGAGAUCGGACGCUACUGUCCGGAACAGGUCUGUGUGCUGAUGGUCGGGAAUAAGUGCGAUGAGGUGGACGACCGUCAGGUGGGCCAAGAGCAGGCCAUGUCCUUUGCGGUGAAACGAGGUCUGGACUUCCGGGAGGUGUCGGCCAAGAGUGGUGUCAACGUGGAGGAUGUCUUCCUGUCCCUGGCAUUGGAUAUCUAUGAGACGCUGGUGCUAUCGCCAUCGCCCACCCGGCGCCUCAAGGGCGGCUGGGAUGCCCGGAUCAACAUGGACGAUGAUGAUGAGCAGUCGUUGGGCGGACCGGAGAACUGGCGCCGGCUGCGGGAGGGAAGGGGGGAGAGUAGUUCGACCAUCCGUCUGGGUUCUGGGGGGAACCGGAGUGGCGACCACAUCGAUUCCUGUUGUUGAAAGAAGGCUCCAUAUUAUUCCAAAGGACACACAAAGUGGGAACUAUGGCCCGGAACAUAAGCUGCCAAUUAUUCUUCAUCCUACACUGGCAGAAAUAGGUUUUGAAAUUUAAGUUAAAUAUCUGUGAUUUGUUGGAAACUUUAGCUUAAAUAUAGAAAUUAAGAA
This is a messenger RNA of Drosophila ananassae, 954 nucleotides long. Its product is annotated as GTP-binding protein YPTC1. NCBI's taxonomy places the organism in Eukaryota, Metazoa, Arthropoda, Insecta, Diptera, Drosophilidae. Gene Ontology annotation, molecular function: GTP binding; GTPase activity. Gene Ontology annotation, cellular component: trans-Golgi network transport vesicle; plasma membrane; synaptic vesicle. The coding region runs from base 76 to 789 and encodes 237 amino acids. The record is from RefSeq and is a predicted model, not a curated record. Gene Ontology annotation, biological process: regulation of exocytosis; Golgi vesicle fusion to target membrane; cellular response to insulin stimulus. The transcript has a single exon.